Molecule: messenger RNA, 4241 nt
Organism: Notodromas monacha
Lineage: Eukaryota; Metazoa; Arthropoda; Ostracoda; Podocopida; Cyprididae
Source: the annotation of a GenBank genome assembly
UAAUCUGUUCUACGUUCAUAGACAAAACAAUUUUUUCGCGAUGGGAGUGACGGGGUUGUGGGGUGUGUUGGAACCGGUCUGCAAGCCUAUUUCUUUAGAAGCCCUGGAAAACAAGACACUUGCUGUCGAUGUGUCAAUAUGGCUUCACCAGGCGAUCAAGGGUUUCCGUGAUAAGCGUGGUCAAACAGUUGCCAACGCUCAUCUACUUGGGCUCUUCCACCGAAUUUGCAAGCUCAUGAUGUACAGAAUUAAGCCCGUUUUCGUUUUCGAUGGCGGAGUUCCGUUGCUGAAGACGCAGACAAUGGCUGCGAGAAGAAAACGGAAGGACGUGGCCGCGCAAAGUGCCCAGGAGAAAGGCCGGGAAGUUUUGCAGAAUUACUUGAAACAACACGCUGUCAAUGCGGCACUUGGGAAACCCGCUCCAGAACUCCCGACGAAACCUAAGGAAAAAGAUGUUUUUGCUUUGCCUGACACGUUUCAGGCUUUGUGUUCGAAAAGCGAAAGCGAGUCUGAGGCAGAAGCUUCAAGCGACGAAGAGACGCGUAAUCCCGCUUUCUUCAACAUCAACAUACACGACGUUGACGUUGAAAGCGAUGCGUUCCGCGCCUUACCAGCGCCUGUGCGACAUGAAAUCUUAUUAGAUUUGAAAGACACACGCAAAACGAAUUCCUGGAAUCGACUGCAUGAAAUGCCGAAAGAGUUUGAACAAUUUUCCUCCUAUCAAAUAGGUCGAUUGCUGAAACGCCGUCAAGUGCAAGAAACAUUGGACGAAGUUGUGAAUGAAAUCGGGUCCGAGCGUAUGUCUUUCGGUACAAGUGAAGAAGAUCAAGAAAGGAAACAGCUCAUGUGGGGAAGCAGAGUUGCUUCAGAUGAUGCCCUUCGGAUCGCAUGGAUUGAAACAGUUGCUCCAAAAAAAUUAAAGAAAGAAAAUAAUUCAAUUAAAAUCGAGGCGGAGGAAACAAUAUCCCCUGCCGCAAAAUCCCCCAUCAACGAGAGGUCGUCUGAGAUCCCUUUUGGAAAUGAGUCCGCCAAGAAGUCGAACAUUUCGAGCCUGAAAGACUCAGCACAAAAAGUGAACUAUAGUGAGCCGAAAAAAUUCCCCAAGUCUCAGCCGGAGCUGAAUUUAUCCAGCGACGAUGAUGAUUUCGUGGAAGUAGAAAUAGAACCGAAGAAACUGUUGGAAGACGAUCUGUUCGCCGACGUAUUCACUUCCUCUAGCGCAGGACAAAUCGCAGCCAUGGAUGCGAUUUUUUCCAAGUUGGUGAGCCAGUCCAAGCCUGGGACUUUAAAAGUGACUGAAAAUAAACCCAGCGCUUUGAAAACCGUUCCCGAACUGGGCCGCGAAGAGACGCGACAGCCCGCCAAACCCUCUCAGAUACAUCUUAGUUCUAGUGAUGAAUAUUCUUCGGAAGAGUCUGAAGACUCCGAUUCGUCUUGCAGUGAUGCAAUGCCUGUUGCAAGUAACGGGUCAGUUGAAGCCGACGGAUCCAUUGCAAGCCAUCAUUUUUGUGAAGGACAAAUUGAGGAGGACGAAUUGAGUGUCAGUUGCGAAGAUGCAGUUGUCACAUCGGCGAUUGAUACAGAAAAAGUGGUUGAUGCUGAAGUCGAUUUUGUUGAAGUAGAUGACUCGUCUGCAGAUACAUUUCAACGUGAAACACCUGUGGUUUCAUCUGAGGCGUCUCCUGCCGCAAAAGCGGAUCAAGCAGUCGAGGAUGUCGUAAUACUCGGUGAUUCUGCAGUCGAUGUAGUAAUGGUUUCUUCCCCGACUCCAAAAGCCGAAGUGCCUGAUGAUGUUACCGAAAAAAAUUCCCAACCCUCUUCAAAAUCAGAUGGAGUUGAAACUACCGAUUCAUCAAAAGUUUCGUCGUCGAUUCAACUCGAGAGGCCCCUUGUGUCCGAAGCACUGACGAACAAAACGGAAGCAUCAUCUCCCUCGAAACCGUUUAGUUCCGCUCUUGUUGAUGCAUCCAAUUCACCGUCAAAAACGUUGCUUGCCUAUAGUCCCAAAAAAUCCCAAGAAACGUACCAGAGCCGAUUUACUGAAGAGGAGAGGAAGAAAUUAGAGGAAAUCAAGAGUAUCCUGGAGCGAGAACGGGCCUCAUUGAGUUUGGACAUGGGAAAAGUUGAUCGCAUGGCUGCAAGCAUUUCUGACCAAGUUUACCUUGAAGCUCAGGAGUUGCUCAGAUUAUUCGGCGUGCCAUUUAUCACGGCACCACUGGAAGCAGAAGCGCAAUGCGCGUUUCUCGACAUUCAUAACCUUACUCAAGGCACAAUUACCGACGACAGUGAUAUCUGGCUCUUCGGAGGCCGCAGAGUUUACAAGAAUUUUUUCAAUCCCGAUAAAACUGUUCAGUACUUUGAAAUGCCUGUGAUUACGCAAAGACUGGGACUGAAACGCGAUGAACUCAUAAAUUUCGCGAUCCUCUGUGGAAGUGAUUAUUGCGAAGGUCUACAAGGUGUCGGGGCGGUUGUUGCAUUGGAGUUGUUGGGACGCUUUCCCGGGGACGGUACUGCAAAAUUGGAAAAAAUGAAGGAAUGGUGGAGCGAGGAGCAAGACGCGACGGAAGCUUGCUUGAGACGCUUGAAAGCUGCGACGAUUCCCGAAGAAUUCCCCUCUCGAAUGGUUAUUGAUGCAUACAUGAAUCCAAAAGUUGACGAUUCGACAGAAAAGUUUACGUUCUCUGUUCCGGAUCUGGACGGAUUACGAGAAUUCAUGCGAGCCAAAAUUGGGUGGCCUUCCGCAAAGACGGACGAAACCCUGCUUCCCGUACUGAAGCGCAUGGACUUAUUCGGCAAGCAAACAAGGAUCGAUUCCUAUUUUGCCGUCAACCCAAUGCAACCUCCGAAAGUCGCAAGUGCUCGUGUUCAGCGAGCGAUCGAUGCACUUUUAAAUCCUUCAGCUCAUGCUGAAGUUAGCACCGAACCACGUCCCCGUAGCCAUGCGAAAAAAUCCGUUAAACGUCGUCCGACAGCUGAACUGAACCUGAGUGAAGAUGAUGAUGAUGACGAGAAUCCCAGUGGUGCUCCAGUUGGUGUUCCGUCGUCCUCGCGAGGUCCGGGAUAUAACAUUGGGCUCGAUGCGAUGGAAGAAUCCGAUCUAAUUUCGGAGACCUCGGGGAAUUCUCGGGAAAAAGCUGCUCCGAAACGAAGGAGAGCGACUGUCAGUCGUCCGAAGCAACCAAUCCCAAUUCCAUCUGACCCAAUCCGUGCCCGUAUUGCCCGGAGGCUCAUCGCUGCAUCGGCCGCUGCUCAAGUCGCACGGAGAGAUACUCGAAUCAAUGCUUCUCUGAUGGACGGUGAUGCUGGAAGCAAGUCCUCGAAUCGUGAGCCACGUCAGAAACGUCGUCCUAUCGUGCCUUCUUACACGAAGCCAAAGACUGUGGACGAAUUGAAAGCUGAAAGAGAGGAAGAAAAAGCAGCUUCUCGAAAACGAGCCGCUGCUAUUCUGAACGCGUCGGAUGUCAAAAAACCAAAGAUUGAAUAAAGUUGAUUUUUUUUUGUUUUUUUGGCUCUGUGAAUGAAGCCGUUGUAACUGGUUAUUUUAAUAUUCGUGUCUGUGUAAAAUUAAUCUUUCCGAGUUUUAAUCCUGUUACUUAAUCAAUUGCCCUUUCAUUCCGAAAGUGAUCGCUUUAAUAACCUUUCGAAUCCGAAGUAGCGUACGGGCACCUUUUGUUAUUUUGCUGAACUAGAAGGACAGUUGAUUUUCUUCAGUAUUUUAUUAGAAUAAAGCCUGUCGCUGGAUUUCUUUGUGGUUGAUAUGAGGUUAAUUUUUAUGAGCGUUUGUUUCUAUCUACUUGGAAAUUGUUCACGAUUUCGCUAAAAAUGUAUGGCUAUGUCGAUGACUCGUGUCGGCUGCUUCUACCCGUAGCUAGAUAGUCUUGAAGAUUUUUGCAUUGUAUGAUAAGCAGUACCUCCGCAAUUUAUCCAUCUUCCUGGUGCCCCAUCAUUCAUGCAAAUCCCAGCAUUACGGGGUAGAGCGCUCACCGAAACAUUGAUUAACAUUGCAAAGAUCACAUUAUGAUGGUGGAUAGCAUAGCAGAGCGGUACCGCAUUUUGCCUCAGUCAAUGAAAUUUAUUCGAAGAAAAGUUUCAAUUCGUUCCGUUUUGGAAUAAUCGGGAGAGACAAACGUGAUUGCUCAGCUUUUCUAGUCAUGAAUACAGUACUGUAUUAUAUUUUAUGCAAGCCUGUGUAUCUGUCGAAUAUAUCGGAAAUGCACAUUUUUUUCAUUAUCAACUGGAUA